CUUGAGCACGAACAUUGUAUAUCAUUUGUUGUUUGUAUGCUCUGUUUGCUAAUGUCUCCUGAUCACUACAGCUGAUUCUAGGACACAAAUUUUUACAAUUUUGAAGUAUUAUGUCAUCAUAUUAUUACUAUAAAUAAUAAUCAUAAUAUUAAUUCAAAACAUCUGGAUGGUAAUUGCAUUGAAAAUAGUUUUGGACAAAAGUAUUGUAAAUUAUUACAACACACUUGGAUUUGAAAUGAACCUCUUGUGAUAGAUUUUAAUCAACUGUAUAAACAAAUUUUAUCAUCAUCAUGUACGUCUUUUUGAUGGAUCAAGGUCGUCUUGUCUCUCUAGACGACAAUUUGUUAUCUCAAACGGUUUCAAGUUUACGUAAUGUAUUAGCGCAUGAUUUCGAUCUACCAUUGAAUAAACAAAUUCUCUUGGUAUCAGGUGGUUUUCAAUUGGAACCAGGUGAUAAAUUGUCAACAUAUGGAGCUGGUCUAGAUAAGACAAAUCCAAUCUAUGUGUUUACGCAAACCUUACCAAAUGAUACCAGUGUACAGAAACCUGAUGUUUUGCAAGUGAACGACGGUGGAUAUCCACGACAAUUGGCUAGUCUUUUGGAAUUAGCACCAUCGGAAAAAGUAUUCGAAGAUCGAUUACGUCUUAUUCGUGCACUUACACCGAUUGGUCGUGAAGCAGCUAAUGCAAUUGAACAGUUAGUAUCUGAACAACGUCAAAUGAUACAGGGUUGGUGUGUUGCACUAGCCAAUUUAGCUGAAGUUGCUACAGAUACUAAUAAACGUUUAUUGUUUGCAACUAGUCGACUUGUACAAUUUGAAGAAUGUAUUUCUGAUUGGGAGAGAAAGUUGUACAGUUUUCAUGAAUUGAAAAAGGAAUUGUCUGAUUUACCAUUAUUACCACAAUUAGUUGUGAUUGGAUCCAGUGAAUUGACCAAUGAGAAAGAAUCGUUGAAUACCAACAACAGCAACAACGCUAGUAAUAUACCAAAACCAACAAAUUUAUACGAAUGGGUUUGUUUACAAUCAGCUAUAUCUAGUGUUGGCACACGUUAUUCCCUAGUAUCAUCGUCUACAUCAUCAACAAUUAAAUCUGUUGGUCUGCAACAUCUCGGUGGUCGUGGUGGUGGUGGUGGUCGAGUUCGUACAACAAGUACUGGUCAACUGAGUUCUACAGUGACUGGAGUUAGUCAAUCGUCUAAAGUCUCCUUCUACACUGGUGGUUCACAGACUAGUUUGAAUAGUUUGGGUGUAGGUUGUUCAAAUUCAUCGCCUCCAUUGGAUAACCGAUUAUUGACUGAUCAAGGUUCAAUGAAUAGUGUUGACAGUAAUCUUAGUACGUCCAUACAACAACAGCAACAACAACAACAUGAAUCAUCGUCAACAACAACUGGGAUAGAUUAUUAUGAGUCAGCGUUCUUAGAAAUCAUAAAACGAGCUAUUGAAGACAUACAUUCAUUACGAUAUGGUCCAGAUGCACAGUUUCAAUCAACUGGAAAACACCAGCCAUCGCAACCACAGCCGACAGAUACUAAUACCAGUGAAUUGACUUAUGUUCGAGCGCAAACGAAUCGUUUAUCAGAAUUAAUUACUAUGGUUAAUACUUGUUCAAAAUCGAAUUAUGAUGAAAUGACAAAUUCUACUGUUCCUCAUUCUUCAUCAUCAUCGACUUCACCAGGAUCAACCGAUGUGAAUAAUACACAACUGGAAGGCAUUAGCAGCAGUAGCAAUACUACGACUACACAAGGUGCUUCUUCCGCGGAUUCACCACCGAAUACUGUUACUACCACCGCGUCUACUGUUGGUCUGUCAGACAGACAACAAACACUUGCCUCUUCUUCUUCCUCCUCCUCAUUACACUUAACUCGUGAUCAAGAUGUAAAUUUAAUGAUUAGUGUACAUGAUGCCUUAGAUCCAGGAUAUUUUAGUCAACGUCUUUCACAACUCGAUCCACUUGCCUGUGAAGCAAUUGAUUUAGCUAGAAAAAUGAUUGGAAUUGAACAGUGCACAACGAAAACAUUUCAACAAAUUGUUCAACAGAAAAUUAAUUCAUUGCUUCAAGCUAAAUUCACAGAGAAUACUACAAAUUCACAAGAAUUAAUUAUUGCAUUUAAUCGUUUAUGUGAAAUAUUGGGUAUUGUCAUGCAAAGUAAAUUAUUACUAGCGAAUAAUUUAUCCGAUCGUCAAAGAUGGCUUCAAAAUUUCCAGUCUGAAUUAAAUCGUCUUGAUGCAAUUAUACAACAUUGUCUUCGUCGUAUGUGUCGGGUGACAACAACAGGAACAUUAAUUUCUCAACUUGGUGAAGCUGGUUCAACCUAUGCUCGGUGUUUAGCUGAAAUUGUUCGUCGUACAGAAUUUGAAGAUAUGCUUACUCAACGGUCGGUAUAUUAUCUUAAAGAGGAGAAUCAUUUACGUGCUGAAGAAUGUCGUCGACGACGAAUUUUCUCAAAACAUUUGAAAAAUAACUUCUUGCAUACACUGUUCUCUCCAUGGACUAAUCCGAAAACUGAUUGUCUUGGGUUGAUCAAUUUACCAGCUCCAAUUAGUAUGUCACAAGAUGUCAGUGACCAACAGUUAUGUGAAACGAUGUCUAACCUAACUGUCACUUGUUCUACUGCAACAGCUUAUACCACAACAACACCAACAACAACAACCACUCAUAAACUAGAAUCUCCUACAACACCUGAAUUAUCAGUGAAUCGACGUUAUGCCUUAUCAUCUCUAUCUGAACCACGUUUAAAUGAAUUAGCUAAAGCUUGUGCUUUAAAUCGUGUUAGUUCUCGACUACGUUCAAGUCGAUUGAAUUCUCUAAGUUCACCAGAUCCACAAUUAGCUAAAGUUAAAGAAGAUGAAAUGAUUGAAUCUGGUCAAAAAAAGUGUACAGAUUCAACUUUAUCCUUACAACCAUCAACAGGUAUUCAUCAAAAUCAAUCAGUCAGUCCUUCACAGAAUACACCAGUGGCGACAGCGGUAACAACAGCAGCAGUGCCAUUACGUCGUCAGCAUAUGCAUACACCUGCGCAUAGAAUAGAUUCAAGUCGUCGGGCAUCAAUGCCAUCUCCAGAACCGGACAGAGCAACAUCUACAUCGAAUUGGUCAAUUGAUUCAACAUCACUUGCAUUGACGACACAUCAUUUCUAUGCAAGUAAUACAGCUGUUUAUAAUAAUAAUAAUAAUCAUAGUAGUGUUGUUGUUAAACAACCGGUGAAGAUAACUCGUGAUGAUUUAGACAAAUUAAUGCAAUCUAUGCCAACUAGUAUAUGUAAUCUUUUACGAACAGAAUUGAAUAAAUCCUUCAGCUUGUUCAAGAGUGCAUCAUUUCUGGCUAAUUCAUCUAUGAGUUUGGUCGGUGGCAGUGGUGGUGGUCCUUUAGACCAAUCGUCUGUUUCAACAGGUUUAAAGCUGAUUUCAACAACAACAACGACAAUGAUGGUGACGACUUCGACAACCACAUCAGCGAUGAUGACAAUGGGGACUACUAUGAUCACUGGGACACAAAUUAAUCCGCCUGAAACAAAGUCAACAACUACAUCACCGAUAUGCAGUAUAAUUCAGUCAACACCACAGUUAGUCAGUGUUGCCUGUCAAACAGAAUUCAAUUUAAUUGAACCAAUUAUUAAUGUUGGAUCAGGUCGUAGUCUAAAUUCCAGCUUAGGAUUAUCAGUUGAUGAUUCAGCUCGUCGUACUGCUAAUAUUAAUAUUAAUAAUAAUACAUGCUGGGAAGAACUUCCAGGAAGUUUAUGCAGUUGGGAGUUAUGCCGUUUCCCUGUUAUCCGUUCAUCAAGAGAUCGUAUGUCUAUUUCAUUGAAUACCCUACCACGUUUUGAACAUUUAUUUGUCACUGUUGGUACUCAAACCGAUUUACCAAUUGAUUGUAUUGACGAUCAUUCUGUGUAUAAUUCACCGGUGCCGAGUACAACAAACUCUGUGGAUGCUGCUGUACUACCCUCUGUAGAUACUACAUAUGCACAAAAAGCUGAUAGUGAAUUCAAAGAUACAGUAGAAAAUGAUUCAGCACAACUUCAUGAAUGCGUCAGGGAAACUGCUCCUGCUACAUCUUCCUGCCCUAAUUCUGAGGAUAACGAAGAAAUGAUUGAUGACAAUGUUGUCCUGUCUGAGAUAUUCACAGAAGCAGUGGAUGAUGACGAUGAUGCCGAUUUAUUCACCGACUCUGCUUUAAUGAUGACAUCAAGUUUUCAUUCAACUCGAACAACAUUUUCAAAUAAUAAUAAUAGUAAUAAUCAUUAUAAUCAAUAUGGCAAUGAUGAUAACAUUGACAAUCUGUCACAGCAUACACCGUUAAUGUCUAUUACUCAAAGUCGUUGUAGUGAUGAUGAUCAAGAUGAUACUGGUUGUCGUAGCAAAAGCAGCAGAAGUAGUAGUGGUAAUCUGUGUUAUAUUACAGAUGGUGUUGCUGGCGGCGGGGAUGGUACUGUUGGUACUACAACUCAGUAUGGAUCUAUGAUAUGUGAUGGUGUCAAGACAUCAUCAGACUUACUGUUAUUAUCGUCGUCGUCAUCACCAGGUGGAGGACGAAGCGGUGUUGUUGACGGUGGCCGCCAUCCCCAUCACCAACCAGAGUUAAAUGAUCAACAGAAUCAAACCACACCAUCGCUUACCUCAUCUUCAGCUUUCUUAGAUCAUUGUUGUAUCAAAUGUCAAUUAAGACGUAAACAUCAUAAAGAAUACUUUAGUUUACUUCAAAAAUGUUUACAAAUUAUUAAAAGUAAAGAAGAAAAUGAAACGAAUUCAAUUAAUCCUGAUGUUGAUGUUACUGUGAAUGAGACAACUGUUGGUGGUGAUGGUGGUAGUAAUAGUAGUAGGCAGUCAACAGUAGUACAUGAAGGAACAACCCCUGAAGUAUCAACAACAGCAACAACGACGACAACACCACUUCAGUCAUCAGAUUCAGUGCAUACACCAUUAAUUUCGCUAAAUAGAAGUCAAUUGAAAUGUCUUUUAAGUGUGUUAGAAUCGUGUUCUCUUAUGUUUCUUAAAAAAUCUAAACACAGUCUACCGUGUUUUUCGUCUCAUCCACCUAUGGAGACUUUAACUGAUGAUAAAGUUGACAAAAUUCCACACGAAACUGAUCCUUCUGAUCCGGAUUUAUUAACAACGCUAAAAGACAAUUCUGAAGAGUUGAUCAAUUCUACACUGAAUGAAUGUACAUGUCCUGAUGACGAUGGCAACAACGACGCUACAUUAUCAUCAUCAUCAUCAUCUGCUGCUGCUGCUAUUGAUGAUGAUCAGUUUGAUUUUGGUAAAUCUUUACAAUAUUUACUAGAAGCUUUACAUUUAAAUAAUCCGGUAUAUACUGUUUCUAUGGCUACAUCAACAACAACAGCGCCAGUACAUAUCUCCAAUGAAACAACAUCUAUGAUAACUCAGACAGAAUUAAUUCAAGGUGUUGAUGUUGCAACAUCAGUUACUCUGUUGAAUCAAACUACUGAAGAUUGUAAUUCUGAAGGUGGGAAAAUGCCAACAUGCAUUUCCGCCUCCUCAAGUAGUACUGCACCCUGUGUCUGUGAUUCUGCUGCUAGCAGCAGCAAUAUGAAGGAAAUCACUGAUGGUAGAGGUGAUAUUCACAAUACAGACGAUUCAAGUAGUUCUAAUUAUCUAACUGUCUCAUCGUAUAAUAAUAAUAAUAAUAAUUCGUCAUCAUCACGUAAUAUUUCUUCUGCAUCGACUUCUGCGGCCUCGCGUUGUACAUCACCUACCUCACUGUCUCCUGUCCCACUGUUACAACAAGAACAAUUGGUUAAUACAUUCAGCAGUGAUAAUACUAGUACUGCGAUUAGUGGCAGUAAGCAUAAAUCGAAUGCUUUGGAAACUUCCACUUGUAAUUUAUCGGGUAUUUCUAAAAAGUCCGCUGAACGCUAUACUAGUUUUGUGCAUUCAAAUUUUGCACCGAAUGAUAUUGUAAUCUUUGUGCCAGUUCAAGGAUCGAAACCAAAUACUUCAGGAUUAUGUACUACUGAUGGUGCCACUGCUACUACCACGACGACGUCGACGUUGACGACUACUACUAGUGAUGCCAAUUCCAGCGAUGCUGACAGUUCAAUGACAACAGCAACAACAACAACAACAACGAUGGCGAGUGAUAUAACACCUACAACCAGUUGUAUUCUAUCACAACAAGACACCAACAAUCCUAAUAAUAAUAAUACUGACUUAACAAAUAUAACAAAAUCUGAUAUAUGGUCUGUCAGUAGUGGUAAACUUUCUUUAAAUCUCCUCGAUGUAAUUUCACCUUCAUCUAGCUUGCUAUCUUCAAUGAUUGUUCAGUCAUCUUUACCAUUGUGUUCAUCAAUAUUUGGAACAAGCAGUAGCACGAGCACAACAACUACAACAAUGGCUGCCAGUACCACAACUGCUUCGACGGCUGCAACAAAAACGAUGCAUAAAAGUGCCUAUCCAUUAAAUAGUAAUACUGCUUUAGCCAAUGAAUUCUACUCCAGUGCAUUGUUAGGCGGGGAGGUAUUUUUACCAACUGUGAACGCUGCUACUACUAAUACCACUGCAACAACACUGGGAGCAGGAGAACUACCCCUAUCAUCAACGACAACAACUGCUGCUACUACUACGACUGGCGAUGGUUCACAUAUUCAAUGGCGUAUGUUAUCCUCCGAUGGACAUGUCUACUUUUUACAUCAAGAUGACUUUAAAGCCUUAAAUAUUGAUGAGAAUACUGACUAUUGUCAACCGAUCAGUUCUAAUCUACAAGAAACAAGUUCUACCCCAAAUAAAAGUCAAUCCUUUAAAGAAGCCUUUCCAGCUCAUAAUCAUUUUAUUGUUGCAAGAUAUCAAAGUAAACAACGAUGUUUAUCUAAAAAGGCUAGUAAUCGAUUCAAUUUACCGAAAAAUUUCAUCUUUUAUCGUGUCAGAGCUUCACCUUUACAUUUAUCUUCACCACCGUCGACGUCAUCAUCGGAAUCGCCGUCUAAGCAGAAUACUAAUGAUACAAAGAGUAACCACUAACUAAUAUAAUAUGGCAGCUAUAGAUGUAUGAAUCCUGUGAUUCUUUAAUUUUUGUGUUCUUCCCCCCCCCCCCCCCAAAAAUAAGAGAAACUUCCAAAAAUCAGAUUUAUGAAAUCACUACUUUGCGUGUGUGUGUGUGUGUGUGUGUGUGUACAUACUCAGAGAUGUGAAUAUUUCUGUCCUUGUAAGUUCAUCAGUGAUCUUGUUCACACACACACACACAUAAUCACAACUAUAACAGUCCUAACUGCUCUGCUGUUGUCAUCCCCAUCAUCUUGGCGAGUAUGGAUCCUCAAGAAAAAUAUCUACACCUACCAUAUCAUGCCUUUCAAAUCACAUUACAUCACAUCACAGAUACACGCACACACGCUCCCACAUCCAUACAUACAUAAAUACACAAACGUAUGAUUUAAUAAAGUCAAUCGGAACAAUGUACACAAAGUCAAAGAUGGCAUAACAGAGGAGAGAGAGAGAGACAGAAUGAGAGAUUACACCAGAGGACUAGAUGCAUCUUCAUUUCGCCGGCAUACUCUUCCUUUGACAAUAGAACCUUUAUCAUCACAUACAUGCAUGUCGUUCACACAAUGGAAAUUAUUCUGCCAUAAUAUAUUCUUAUUAUUAUAUUUUAUUUCUCUAUUUUCUUAUCAUUGCAAUUCUUAUCCAACCUGUCUCCCUCCCUCUCUCUCUGUGUGUAUCUUACGUAACCAGUGGAUGAGACUGUUUAUAAAAGUACAGUUAGAAACAUAUAUAUAUAUUACACAUCAACACACUGUGAAUUAACUCAUGUGUGUGUAUCUGGGAUAUAAAUAUAGUGAGCAAACAGGUGAUUAUUACACACAUUUGUCUCCUAUAUACAUACAUGUAUUUUGUAGUCAAGCGCCUGAGUCUUUCUCAUUAGCUUUGAAUGUUUGUGUGUGAGAAUGUGUGCGUGCCUGCCUGCCUGUGUUUGUGUGUGUGCGUGUGCGUGUGCGUGUAUUUGAAUACAUACUGAAUUCAUCGAAUUGUGUCUACUUUUUACAUCUGCCUAUCUAUCUAUCUACCUACCUGUUUUCUAUUCGAAUGUCUGUCUCUCUAUCUCACUUUCAAACAAUACUUGUUUGUGGGUGUGUGUAUGUGUGUGUGUAGGCACUCUAACACACAACCAUCUUCGUCAUCAACCUCGUUGUCAUCAUUUCCUCUGUUUUUUUUCUGUUCACAUUAUUUCUUUUGUUUUUUUGUUAUUUCAAUAGUUUUUUCAACUCAUUUCGCUUUAAGAACAAACAGUUUACAUGUUUACUUUUUACUUGUGAUAAUAAUAAUAUUAUAUUGUACUGUGUUCCUGUGUAAAUUUUUUGUAAUCACCACAUUAAAUACUAUGAUAUCCACUCAGAGAGAAUUCAUCAACUAAGUUCUUCCCCCCACCCUGCUCCUCCUGGACAUACAAUUCCGCUUAUGUAAUCUGAUUGUGAAAGGGGUGAUAGAUGGUGUAGGGUUCCUGGUGUCAUUGUUGUUAUAUAUAUAUAUAUAUAUAUAUAUAUAUAUAUAUAUAUA
Messenger RNA from Trichobilharzia regenti, 8507 nucleotides. Lineage: Eukaryota; Metazoa; Platyhelminthes; Trematoda; Strigeidida; Schistosomatidae. The record is from the annotation of a GenBank genome assembly.